AUGGAAUUGCAAUCCGUUUGUGGCGGAAUUUCCUUUCCCAAGCUCCGGUUCCAUAUUCGCCACCACUCGACUCGUCGAAUUGGUUCUUCUUCCAUUCAAUUUGGGGCCAGAUAUGGGAGAUCUCAACUGGGCACCGUCUCGAACUCCGGUUCGAAGAAUGUAUUUAGGGGAAUUGAAUUGCGUAGCUUGAACAGAGGAAUUUUAUUACGUGCUUCUAGUUCUAGUCAUCAUGCGGAAGUUAAUUUGAAGCUCUCGGAGAAGGAAGGUUCUGGGCUGCCUGCUAUUGGAAGCUUCAACGGUGGGUUUGAGCCGUUUCGCGGUAAAUCGGGUUCUGUAUCGUUCUGUGGAUUGACUCACCAAUCAGUAGAAGAAGGGAAACUGGUUUCAGCGCCAUUUAAGGAGGAGAAAGGCUCUUUCCUCUGGAUUUUAGGGCCAGUUGUGCUGAUAUCCUCUUUGAUCUUCCCCCAAUUCUUCCUUGGGUUGGCAGUCGAGGAACUCCUGAAGGAUGUGGUUCUUGUAGAAAUGGCGAGUUCACUGUCGUUUGAGGCAGUGUUCUACAUUGCUUUAGCAACCUUCCUACACAUAACCGACCGAAUGCAGAAGCCUUACCUGGAAUUCAGCUCGAAAAGAUGGGGCCUUCUCACUGGCUUUAGAGGCUAUAUAACUUCAGCAUUCUUCACCAUGGGGUUCAAGGUCGUAGUACCACUUCUCAUGGUUUAUGUCACCUGGCCGGUACUUGGUGUGCCUGUUGCUGUUUCUGUUAUCCCAUAUCUAGCUGGAUGCAUAGCCCAGCGUGUGUUCGAGGUCAGGUUGGAGAAGCGAGGUUCAUCUUGUUGGCCUUUAGUACCCAUAAUUUUCGAGGUAUACAGACUAUUCCAGUUGACCAAAGCUGCUCAAUUCAUCCAGAGGCUGCUGUUCUCAAUGCAAGGGCUCCCUGAAUCUGCUGAACUGAUCGAAAGAGUUAAAGCGUUGGUUUCAGUGGGGGUGGCCUUCCAGUUCCUUGGUGUGGUUUGUCUCUGGUCCUUGAUCACGUUUCUUAUGAGGCUGUUUCCUUCUAGGCCUGUUGCUGAGAACUAUUGA
Molecule: messenger RNA, 1080 nt
Organism: Linum trigynum
Lineage: Eukaryota; Viridiplantae; Streptophyta; Magnoliopsida; Malpighiales; Linaceae
Source: the annotation of a GenBank genome assembly